Molecule: messenger RNA, 5213 nt
Organism: Equus caballus (horse)
Lineage: Eukaryota; Metazoa; Chordata; Mammalia; Perissodactyla; Equidae
Source: RefSeq, a predicted model, not a curated record
GUCAAUGAUGGACCGCAUAUAUGAUGGUGGUCCCAUCAGAUUAGUACCAUAUACCCUAGGUGUGUAGGAGGCUAUACCAUCUAGGUUUGUGUAAGUACUGUCUAGGAUGCUCACACGAUGGCGAAAUCACCUAAUGAUGCAUUUUUCAGAAUGUAUCCCUGUCGUUAAGUGACGCGUGACUGUGUAAUCUUCUAAACAACUCUUUGCCAGCAGUGAUAACUCUGUGUUACUGAAGAAGAAAUAUAUCUUUUAAGAGGUUAAAUGAUUGUCCAAAGGUACGCAGCUAAGAUGGGUCUUACGACUCCAGUGUUCUUUUCUCUGUAGCAGAGUUGUUUGGUAGCAGAAUGUGCCAGCUUCCUCACGUAAUUUCCCUUGGCACAGUGUCAAUAGUAUAUUUCUUUCUAAGUAAUCUGAGAUUACUGUAUCGUAGGAGUUGUCUCAAAAUGCUAUGUUUAGCAAAGGCACAUAAUUUUUAUUAGUAAUACUUUUUAAUGUUUUUAAAUGAUACUUCGGAAAGUACUUUUUAAGACAUUAUUUUAAGAUGGAAAGACAAUUAAAAUUCAUUAUUCUCUUUCAUUGCAGUUAAUAGUAUUUAACGCCAGUAGUUUUAAAUGAAAGCCAAAAAUUCAUAAACUAUCUUUAGACAUUUUAGUUAGGCUUAUUUUGUAAAGGAUUUGGAGAAAUUAUAAAAUUAGGUUUUGUCUUAAAGAAAUAGAUUGGAAUGAAAUAAUUAUCUUGAAUAUUAUAAAACUUGACAGUACUUCAGCUUUGUUGAGAAAUAUUUGAAUCAUGAAAUACAUGAGUUGGAUUUUAUAUUUAAGGGGAAUGAUCUAUUAUGUAAAAAAGAGGUUAUAAAACAGAAUAUAUACUGUUACAAAUAUUAUUUUAAAGAGUGUACUUUUUAUGAAUUUAUAGUAGUAUAUAAAUUUUAAAAACUCUGGAAGCUUAUAUACCAAAUGGUAUCAGUAGUUUUAUAUUAUGUGUUUUCUAAUUAAAAGAACAUGUACUAAUUAAUUAGAUAAUAAACAGUAGAAAUAACUUAAAAGUUAAGGGAUUAAAACUAUUCCUAAUCUGUUACUAAGUUCAAUGUAUAUGUUAUAUAUUGUUUUAGAUACUUAUUUUUGUCCAAAUGGAAAAGAAAAUAAGUGUUCUUGAAGCCAGCAUAGCAGAAAAUAAAGCCUGUUUGAAGAGGACACCUACGGAGGUUUGGAGGGAUUCUCGAAACCCUUACGAUAGAAACAGGCAGGACAAAGCUCCUGUUGGACUAAAGAAUGUGGGUAAUACUUGCUGGUUUAGUGCUGUUAUUCAGUCAUUAUUCAAUCUUUUGGAAUUUAGAAGAUUAGUCCUGAAUUAUAAAGCCUCCAUCACAUGCUCAAGAUUUACCCCGAAACCAAAAGAAAGAAAGGAGGAAUUCAGCCCUCCACAGAAGCAAAAGAAACUGCCCAAACAAGAGCUAAAGUUCCCAGGAAGGUGGGUGCAGCAGAGAAAUUACAUUGAUACCCAGCACCUAACACAAGCAACAUUGCUAAAUUCAUCAGAGUGUGGUGCCCUUUCCCGUAGGAGCAGUGUUGUGGCCACUGGGCUCGCAAAUCAUUAGGAAUAUCUGGCACCAUCUCAGCACCUUGGAAAAUCAAGUACCUGAAUGGUUAGAAGAUAAGAUUGUGAGACUCCUCAAGAAUCUCCUUUUACCACAUCAUCACUUAUGAGCCAAAGGAAAGGAUUUGGACAGAAAUUAGGGUUGAAGCUGAUGAGACUAAGCUAUGGAGUAACAGGAGACCUGCGGGCAAGUGUCACCUGGAAGAUACUUCGAUGCCACCAUCACCCUCCAAGCUGUCCCAACUGUAGCUUGGAUGUCAUAUAUUACCCACACCCCCUUUCAUUCCCAUACCCAUCAGAUCCCAUGAAUUUUAUCUUUAAACUACCUCUCCUGGGCCCUUUCUCUCCAUUCUUGCUGCCAACGUCCUCUCAUAUGCUGUCAGCUGAUACCUAAAUUAACAAAGCACCUUAGUCCCCAGAUGCUCCCAUCCCAUCCAUUCUGCACAGUGCAGCAAGAAAAUUGCUUCCUGACUCUUCUUUCCUUAGAUUCUCCACCGCAUGGGAAUGAGCCAGGAAAAGCCUGAACUUCUAUGACUCACUUUUAAAGACUUGCACAGACUAAACCACCUCAACAACCACCCACUUACCCACUAAACUUCACCUCACCUCUGUUCAACUCAGGGUCAUCUCCACAUCCCACAAGCCUACCCGCUCUAUUCCACCACUGAACCUCCCUUCACUGAAAUGCCCUCACCUGUUCUUUCCAAACCUACCCUCCUUCCAAGCCCAACUCCAGUCUCAUGUGUUCAGUGAAGAUUGUCUUUAAUACACCAACCCACGUGAAUCUCCUGUUCUCUGAGCAUUGCAAAUACUUUGGUGAUUUUCCUUUAAUGCAUAUUAUAUCAUAUACUACUUUACCUAAAAUCUAUCAACACAACCCCAUUGCCCACAGCAUUAAUUCCAAUAUACUUAGCAUGGAUUCUAGGUCCUUCUUGAACUGGCCACUGCCUAUUUUUGCACCCUUAUUGUCAUUCCCUAAAUGAACAUAAUACAGCUAUUUCCUAACUCAAGGUGUCCUUUCUCCCUUUUGUGUGUUUGGUAUUCCUUCCUCUAUAUUGCAUGAAGAUCCUCACCUCACUGUAAGAAUAAUAUAUUCUCCCCCUCUUGCUCCUACAGAAAUUUAUCAUACUUCUUUUACAGCAAUUAAUAGAUUCUCUAUAAUUGCAACUCUAGUGUCUAUAUCUAAGAAAUAUACUAUCCUAGUAUUCAAAAUCAUCUGCUUAAUAUUUUUCUUGAACCUUUAUUACUGAGUGCAUUUUGGUUGAUAAUAACAGCUAGUAUUUCAAUAGUACCAUGUGCCACAUACUUUAUGUGUUCUAUACACAUUAAUUCAUUCAACUCUACUGUGAUGUGGGUAUUACUAUUAUCACCCCUUUUAUAACAAAUGAGAAAAACAAGCCCAGAUAACUGGUCUAAGGUUGCACAGCAGUGGAGCCAAGAUUUCAAUCCAAGCAAUCUAACCACAGAUCCUAUGCUGUCUAACCACUGCCCUAUACAAUUUCUAGGAUUACAACACGUAAAUGUAGAGCUGAAAUUAAAUAUGCCCUUUUGUUAGAAGUCCAAGUUAUAUGUGUUCACCAACGCAUACAAAUAUUUCGUAUAUGAGUAUGAACUCGAUUUUUGAUCAAUUAGAGAAACUAAUGAAAAUAUCCUAGGAUCAAUCUGAGAGAUUACUCAGAGAUGAGAGGAAUCAUGAAGGAUCCAGUUUUUCCAACCUUCAUCCCUAACAGAAGGAAUAACUCCUGGCCUCCUCUUUGAAAGUCACCUUUUCCUCUUCCGUAAUUUCUGCCUUUUCUGUAUUUAUUCCUCUGUCUGAUACCACACCCCUCACCAAUCUUCAUCAUCUCCUGCACUGAACUGGUAAGAAAUAUCUCCUAUCUCCACACAAUGCAGCCUCAUCAAGAAUCCUAGAAAGAAAAUGUGACCAGCAUGUAAGUGCCUAAAUCAGUAUUUGAGCAUUUAGACUCUCCAUCAUGUGACCUGCUGGACUCUGGACCAGAGCAUAAUUAUAGACUGAAAACAAUGGCCAGGAUAAAUAUAAGAGAGAACUUGACGUGCUGAUGUGACUGAUCUCAGGGUGAAGUAGUGAAACGUCAAUUUCAGUCACGAGCUCCCCCCUUCAUAAUUCCCAAAUGGUAUCUCACAGAAUCCCAGAAUUGUAAAGUGCUUUAAAUUCAUCAAAUUUUAUAUUUUGUAUAAUUUUACACACAAUAAAAAUAUACAAAUAAGUUGAAUUAAUUAUUUAAAAAAUAUCUUCAAACCCAACCAGCUCAUUUUACAAAUGAAUCCUUGUGGCUCAAAAAGAGUAACUGAUUUCCCAACAUCCUAUGGCUGCUUAGAGACUUUGCACCUUACUUCUAGCCAUAUCACCUACCUUUAGAUCUGAAAAACUAGCAUGGUUUCCUUCUGCCUUAGAAUGAGGAAUUGGAUCAGACGGAUCUCAAAUACACUCAAGUGCCUCCAAUUUGGCAUGAAGUUAGCCACUCUGCUGGAACAGAUCAUUACUCCAGGAGAUGAUCUGGUUUUGGAAAACUGAGAUUGGAUGAAGCGUUGGAUUUCUCUCUGGGAAUCCUAGUCCCUGGACAAGCAGGGUUCCUUGGCUAAUAUUAUGCAACUAGUUGAUUUUUCACUGAAGUCCCCCAGUGAGCAAAGUCCAGGUCACACUCAGCUAUGAGUUGUGCUGAAAGAUUUAGAGACCUUGUACUCUGACCUCAUCUGUUCAUAAAAGAGAUGACAGAGGCUGAGAGGUUAACUGGCUUUGUGGGCCACACAAUAGAUAUUUCCCAGGUUACUAACCCAGAAAUCAGUGCUCUUUAAACAGCACUCAGCUGCCUUCUGAUGGUACUGGGCGGUGGUUAUUACUGUGAUUCAAGGAUCAGACUUUGUCCCUAACAUCAAAUCACCACUGUCCCUGGGAGCUUUUAGAAAAUGAAGUAGAUGAUGUCUACGAUGAAUCACAAAAAAACGGAAAUUCAGGUGAUCUGGAUCUAGGUUGAUAUUUGAAUUUAUAAUAUCUAAGAAAUAGACAAAUGCCACAAAAAGCAGAAAACUGAGAGAUUUUAAGAUCUUGAUUUUGAUGUAGAAAACCAGCCCACCCACUAAAAGUCCAAGGGUUAUGAUUCAAUGAUUAGAUCCUUGAACUAUUUGAAAUAAAUUAAGCUACACUAUAAUGAAGAGAACAACUUCCCCAUGGAAUUUCUUUUAUCUUGGGUGGAAGUUUGCCAAUUAAACUAUGACUUAGGAUAAGUCUCAGUUUAGUGAGAUUUCUAUAAAGUUUUUCACCCAAGAAUGAGGCAGUAAGAGAAGAAAGUUGAAGGAAAGACAUAAAGGGAACUUUUUCCAGACUGAAAUACUGAGAAUGGAAAGGAGGAUGAAUAGAGAAGAAAAUGAGCACUGGACAGGGAGCCAGGUCACUGGGCACUAGCUCUGGUUCAAUAAUUGAUUAGCUAUCUAACUUAAGCCACAUCGUUUCACCUCUCCACUUCUCACCCUCCCCUGUUCCCACUUCUAUAUAAAAUGGCAGAGUUGGGCUAGAUUAUCUCCAUUAUACUCUCCAUCUAACACUCAUGGAUUCAUGUAUAAGUUUCUUAGUCUCCCUGCACCUCAGCCUCUCCAUC